Trichomonas vaginalis G3 is the source of this 747-nucleotide messenger RNA. Its product is annotated as phosphorelay sensor kinase protein. The transcript has a single exon. NCBI's taxonomy places the organism in Eukaryota, Parabasalia, Trichomonadida, Trichomonadidae. The coding region runs from base 1 to 747 and encodes 248 amino acids. Gene Ontology annotation, molecular function: voltage-gated potassium channel activity. The record is from RefSeq and is a predicted model, not a curated record. Gene Ontology annotation, biological process: regulation of membrane potential; potassium ion transmembrane transport.
AUGAUUUUAUCUAAAUUCGAGAAAGAAACAGUUAUUUGGACAACGCAAUUUAAAGACCAAGGAUAUAAUGAUAUCAAACUAUAUGUUGUCGCCAUCUAUUUCGUUCUUACAACUGUAUCAACAAUUGGAUACCGAGAUGUCAUACCAAAAACAACAAAUGAAGUAAUGGUGAUGAUAUUUAUCCAAUUGUUCGGAGUUAUCCUUCAUACAGCAAUCAUUGCGAGAAUGAUUUCCGUAUUUUUCAAUACAUUAGAAUAUACGUUUAUUAAUAGUUACAAAGUCACUCAAGAUUACUUGAAAUUUAAGAAAAUCGAUGACAAUCGAAGAAGAGAAGUUCGAAAUUUCUGUCAAUAUUAUUGGGAAACGACAGGAGCAGCAGGAGGCAUCAGAAAUCUACUUAGAAAUGUCCCAAAAUCACUUAGAACAACAAUCAAACUCGAAAUUACAAGAAAAUUUUUCGAUUCUACAGUUUGCUUUUCUUCUCUCACUCCAGGACAGCUUGCUAAGGUCGCAAAGAUCAUUAAGCAUAUUACUUUCGAACCAGGAAGCUUCCCAUGCAGACAGGGAGAGAAAUGCAACUUCAUGCUUUUUGUUGGUCGAGGAAUAAUUUCGAUAAUUGUUGAUGACCAAGUUAUUGCAUCUGAAAGUUGCACAGAGAGUACUGUACAUGGUGAAAACCAAAUGUUGUUGGGUUCACAAUGCGCAACAAGCAUCAGAGCGUUAAUGCAGGGUUUUAUAUCAAGAUGA